AUGGGGGGUAUUUUUAGGUAUGCAGACAACAUAGACAAGUUGCUGAUGUUUGUUGGUAGUUUAGGAUGCAUUGGAGAUGGGCUGAUGAUUCCUCUCAACAUGUACAUACUUAGUGGAAUCAUUGAUGACUUUGGUUCUGCAGGCAUUUCUAUCUCCAAUCAAGUUGUUGACAAGUACUCACUCAGGCUUCUCUAUGUUGCAAUUGGAGUUGGAGUUUCUGCUUUCAUCGAGGGAGUUUGUUGGACAAUAACUGCAGAGAGACAAACAUCUCGUAUGAGGAAAGAAUACUUAAAAUCAGUUAUGAGACAAGAAGUCAGCUUCUUUGACAACCAAGAUGCAUCAUGCUCUACUUUCCAAGUUGUCUCAACUAUUUCAGCUGAUGCUCAUGUAAUCCAAGAUGUUAUUGCAGAGAAGAUCCCGAAUACCUUGGCAAACCUUUGUACAUUCAUAUCAGGCUUCAUAGUGGCUGCCAUCCUUUCCUGGAGACUAGCAGUGGCUGCUAUCCCAUUCCAGCUUGGGUUUAUGGUUCCAGGUGUGGCAUUUGGGAAGCUACUAAUGAAAUCCGGGAUGAAGAUGAGGGGUGCAUAUGGAGUUGCAGGUAGCAUAGCAGAACAGGCAAUCUCAUCGAUAAGAACAGUUUAUUCAUAUGUAGCAGAGAUCCAGACAGUAAAGAGAUUCAGCAGUGGUCUUGAAGAGAGCAAGAUUCUUGGAAUAAAGCAAGGGUUUGUGAAGGGGAACCUGAUAGGAAGUAUGGGAAUGGUUUAUGUGGCUUGGGGGUUUGAAUCUUGGAUUGGGAGUUUGCUUGUAGCUGAUAAAGGAGAGAGUGGUGGCCGUGUUUUCAUAUCAGCUGUUUGCAUCAACCUUGGAGGCUUAUCAUGCAUGGGUGUAUUGCCUAAUUUCUCAUUCAUCACUGAGGCAAGAGUUGCUGCUGUCAAGAUUUUUGAGCUGAUAAACCGCGUUCCUGAGAUAGACUCCGAGGAUGGGAAAGGGAAAGCUCUAUCAUAUGUAAGAGGGGAGAUUGAAUUCAGAGAUGUGAGUUUUAGGUACCCAUCAAGGCCAGAUAUCACAGUUCUUCAAAACUUCAGUCUGAGAGUAAAAGCUGGGAAGACAAUGGGCGUGGUGGGAGGGAGUGGUUCUGGGAAAUCCACACUCGUCUCUUUGCUCGAAAGGUUUUAUGAUCCAACCGGAGGCGAUAUCUUGCUCGAUGGCUACAAAAUAAAACGACUCAAGCUUAAGUGGUUGAGAUCUCAGAUAGGCCUUGUGAAUCAAGAACCAGUUCUCUUUGCAACUUCAAUAAAAGAAAAUAUAUUGUUUGGGAAUGAAGAGGCUUCAAUGGAGGAUGUGAUUGAUGCUGCUAAGGCUGCAAAUGCUCAUAGUUUCAUUGAAAAGUUACCCCAAGGAUAUGAAACUCAUGUUGGGCAGUUUGGUUUUCAGCUGUCUGGAGGCCAAAAACAAAGGAUUGCAAUAGCGAGGGCGUUGUUGAAAGACCCGAAAAUCCUGUUGCUUGAUGAAGCUACAAGUGCUCUAGAUGCGCAAUCUGAGAGAGUAGUGCAAGAGGCAUUAGACCAGGCUUCAGAAGGAAGGACAACCAUUGUCAUUGCGCAUCGCCUCACCACGAUUCGCAAGGCAGACAAAAUCGUUGUCCUCCAGUCGGGGAGAAUAGUCGAGUCGGGGUCUCAUCAUCAGCUGAUGCAAAUGAAUGAAGAAGGUGGUGGAGUCUACUUCAAGAUGGUACAACUGCAACAAUCAGUAGAAGAAACAGAAACCGAAGCCCCUUCACAUUCUUAUUAUCACCCGAAUUAUUCAAGGAACUCGAGAAGAGGGAUCCAUAUGAAUACCCCAAACUCACCUUAUAGUGCAAGAUCAAGCGGGCUAAACACCCCUGCUUCUCCCUUUGUCAGCCCCUCGGUAAUAAGUCCUAGCAUUGUCCCUUCGGUCCACUUGUACUCUUACUGUGACAGCGACAACACUGAUGAGGACAUUUCUGAGAAGUUGUAUCAGAAGAGUCCCUCGAUGUGGCGUUUGCUCAAACUAAACGGACCAGAGUGGAAGAGAGCUUUGUUGGGAUGCCUUGGAGGUUUCACUUUUGGUGCAGUUCAACCAGCUCAUGCCUAUUGCUUGGGAACCGUCGUCUCAGUGUAUGUAUCAAAUUCUUCAAACAUAAAAUCAGAGACCAAGGAUUACAGCAUUGCUUUUGUGUGCUUUGGUGUGAUUACCUAUUUUAGCAGCAUAAUACAACAUUACAACUUUGCAAUCAUGGGAGAGAUGUUAACUAAGAGAGUGAGGGAAAAAAUGCUUCAAAGCUUGCUUACAUUCGAAGUGGGAUGGUACGAUGAGGACGAGAACACGAGUGCAGCAAUCUGUGCCAGGCUAGCCUCAGAAGCAAACAUGGUUCGAGCCCUGGUUGGGGACCGAAUCUCGUUGCUGCUUCAAAUCUUCACCAGUGCUUCUCUCGCUUUCCUCUUGGGAUUGAUCGUCACUUGGAAAGUCGCAAUUGUGCUGAUUGCCAUACAGCCUUUAGCCGUUAUGAGUUUCUACUCGAGAAGUGUUUUGAUGAAGAGCAUGUCCAGAAGAGCUAAAAAGGCGCAAAGCGAAGGAAGCCAGCUAGCAAGCGAAGCGGUGAUCAAUCACAGGACUAUCACUGCCUUCUCAUCUCAACAAAGAAUCAUGAAGCUCUUCAUGGAAACACAGAGAGGCCCCAGGAAAGAGAGCCUUAGACAGUCAUGGGUUUCUGGGGCAGGCCUUUUUUGUUCUCAGUUUAUCACCACAGCGAAUAUCGCCAUAACGUUUUGGUAUGGCGGUAGGCUAAUGAACAAAGGGGAAGUGUCUGCAAAACAUCUGUUCCAAGCUUUCUUCAUUUUAUUGAGUACUGGUAAGAACAUUGCUGAUGCUGGAAGCAUGACUUCCGAUUUAGCCCGAGGUAGCAGUGCUGUUGCAUCUGUUCUCGCGAUUCUGGACAGGAAAUCAGAAAUCGAGCCUGACGAUAAUCUGCAAGGACUUGAAGUUAAAAAUCCAUUACAAGGAAAGAUAGAACUCAAGAAUGUUUUCUUCUCCUACCCAUCCAGGCCUGAUCAGAUGGUUUUUCAAGGCAUGAACCUCAAGAUCGAACCGGGAAGAACCAUGGCGCUCGUUGGACAAAGUGGCUCGGGAAAAUCCACCAUCAUUGGACUGAUCGAAAGAUUCUAUGAUCCCACGAGAGGAUCAGUACUGAUAGAUGACAGAGACAUCAAAGCAUACAACCUAAGGAGCCUCAGAUCACACAUAGCUCUGGUGAGUCAAGAGCCUACCCUUUUUGCAGGCACAAUUCAAGAAAACAUUACUUAUGGCAAAGAAAACGCUACCCAAUCCGAAAUCAAGAAAGCUGCAAUUCUUGCUAAUGCACACGAAUUCAUAAGCUCGAUGAAAGAUGGGUACGAAACAUACUGUGGAGAGCGAGGAGUGCAGCUUUCAGGAGGGCAGAAGCAACGAAUAGCGCUUGCUCGAGCCAUACUAAAGAAUCCAGCUAUCCUGCUCUUGGAUGAGGCCACAAGUGCACUCGACAGCGUCUCGGAAAACUUGGUUCAGGAGGCACUCGAGAAGAUGAUGAACGGAAGGACAUGUGUAAUCGUCGCCCACAGGCUCUCCACGAUACAGAAAUCGGACACCAUCAGUGUGAUCAAGAACGGGAAGGUGGUCGAGCAAGGAUCACACUCUGACUUGCUUCGCCUCGGGACACAUGGCUCCUAUUACUCCCUUAUUAAGUUGCAAUAUGGCCAAUCUCCCCCUAUCAGGCCAUAAACAAGAAAAAACAUGUAUAUAUAUAAUUCUCAAUCUUUAAAUGCACUUCACUUUCACUGAAAUUAGCAAUGCUUUAUAAAUGUCGGUAUCUUUAUUGUAAAAUAGGCCUCACAACACUUGGUUCAUCACCAAAGAGAAAA
This is a messenger RNA of Ipomoea nil (Japanese morning glory), 3917 nucleotides long. RefSeq names its product putative multidrug resistance protein. Lineage: Eukaryota; Viridiplantae; Streptophyta; Magnoliopsida; Solanales; Convolvulaceae. The record is from RefSeq and is a predicted model, not a curated record. The transcript is spliced from 7 exons. Gene Ontology annotation, biological process: transmembrane transport. Gene Ontology annotation, molecular function: ATP binding; ATP hydrolysis activity; ABC-type transporter activity. Gene Ontology annotation, cellular component: membrane. The coding region runs from base 1 to 3777 and encodes 1258 amino acids.